ACGCACUUGCAGCCAACUCCACUAAUACCAAUUCAGCAGCCCCCUCACCUAGUGAGACUCUUGCCCCUCCAAGACGGACAUGGCCCUCCGUGCUGGCGUUGCCGCUCGAUUGCACAUAUCUGUGAUCAAUUCUCCUGCCACGUCAGACUGCAGAACCCCUACCAGUCGCGACGAGCCUCGAGCGCAGCGAGUGCUGGUGCAGCGGGUGAGCGCCUCGCAGGCGGUCACCAGCGGAUCGCUCGCCCAUCGCCUUCCGCCAGCCCCGUUUCGCUGCCGCGGGCAGUGCGCCACCCGACGAAGCGUGGCGCGCUGUGACUCGUCGACGCAAGUCGACCAGCAACCGGCUGCCGCUGGUCUCGAUCCACGCCGCGGCUCCGCGGGGGGGUCGCCAGCCAACGGGCGCGUCGCGCCGGACAACCGUGAUUUCGCCAAUGCGGCUGCCUCGAUGCCCGGCGAUGGGAGCAGCGGUAACGGCGUGGCGGUGCUAGCCCGGCCAGAGGCGAGGUGGCAGGAGGAGCAGCCCGACAAGGGCGGUGCGCGCGAGCUGGGUGCGGGGGCGAGUGAGGGCAGGGGGCUGGGCAUCGUGGAGUUCCUGCGCGGCAAGCACGUCCUCGUCACCGGCGCCACCGGCUUCCUCGCCAAAGCGCUGGUGGAGAAGAUCCUGCGCGAGCAGCCGGACGUGGGCCGCCUGUACCUCUUCAUCCAGCCGCGCGCCGACCAACCCGCCGAGCAGCGCCUCGCGCAGCUGGUGGGCAGCCCCAUCUUUGCGCACGUGCGCGCGCAGCACGGCACCGCGUACGAGCGCUUCAUGGCGGCCAAGCUGCGCGCCGUGGAGGGCGACAUCUCGCGCGAGGGGCUUGGGGUGUCGGCGGCAGUGCGCGAGGAGCUGAGCAGCAAGGUGCAGGUGCUCGUCAACUCCGCCGCCACCACCACGUUCGAUGAAAGGUACGACGUGGCGCUCAACAUCAACACGCAGGGGCCUCGCCGCCUGCUGGACCUCGCCGACUCGUGCCGCAACCUCCAGCUGCUGCUGCACAUCUCCACAGCGUUUGUGAACGGCAAGCGGCGUGGGCGCAGCAUGGAGAGGGCGUUCGAGUAUGGCGCCACCAUCGCAGCGGAGCUGCAGCACGCACAGGCCGGUGCCGGGGGGGCGCAGGUGCGCGUGGACGUGGCGACGGAGAUCGCCCUGGCGGAGCACGAGAGGGCGGCGGCCCAGGCAACUGCGGAGGCUGCAGGGUUGAGUGGGGAAGACGUGCAGGCGGCGGUGCAGAAGCACAUGGUUGAGCUGGGCAUGCGCAGGGCGCAGCAGUGCGGGUGGCAGGACACGUACGUGUUCACCAAGGCCAUGGGCGAAAUGGUGCUCACGCGCGCGCGCACCCACCUGCCGCUCGCCAUAGUGCGCCCCUCCAUUGUGGAGAGCUGCCUGCGCGAGCCCAUGGCAGGGUGGAUGGAGGGCAUGCGUAUGGCAGAUCCCAUCUUGCUGGCGUACGGGAAAGGACAGAUGGCCGGGUUUUUGGCAAACCCAGAUGGUGUUCUCGAUAUGGUGCCGUGCGACAUGGUCAUCAACGCCGUGCUCGCCAUCGCCACACACACCGCCUCUGUGGGGCCAGGGGCGCCGGUCGCUGUGUACCACGUGGCCACGAGCGUGGCCAACCCCCUGGGCAUCCAGGUGGUGGCGGACGCCACGUCGGACCACUUUGCGGUGGCGCCCAUGCUGCAGCGCGACGGCUCCGCUGUGGCCGUGCAGCGCAUGCAGGUGUUCCGCCACCCACGGCUCUUCAUGCUGGACGUGUGGCUCAAGUACCAGCUGCCGCUGCAGCUGGCGAAGCUGUCCCCUUGGAGCUCAUCCCUCUCAGAGCGCCGCAACAACCUGCUGCUCAAGACAGCGCAGCAGCUCAGCUACCUGGCCAAGCUAUACGAGCCCUACACCUUCUAUGCCGCCAGGUUUGAUGCAUCCAACACAGAGCGCCUCUUCUCGCUCAUGUCUGAGGAGGAGCAGCGGCAGUUUGACUUUGACCUGCGGGCCAUUGACUGGCACUCGUACCUCUGUGACGUGCAUCUACCAGGCCUGCGCAAGUAUGUGCUCAAGGGCCGCGGCUCAUCCAAUCUCUCCUAAUCACCACUGCCCUGGCUUGUCCCUAAAUGCUGUGCUUUCAUCACGCCACUGCCGGCCAAGUCAUCACCAACAGAAUCAGCUUGCUGUAUUCCCCGUUAUAUACCACAGCUUGUGUUACCAGGCAUAAAUUACCAGGCCCUUAAACACCAGGCUGCUUUUAGUAUAUGGCCCUUUCGCUUGAGAAGCACAAAAGUACCGUAAUCCCCCGGAUAUAACACCCCGGGCAUUGUCAAAGAAGCUAGGUUGCUAGGUAGGUAGGUAGAUAAGCCAUGGAAAUGGCGUGAGGGUUUAGGUGGGAGAAAUUGACGAGAGAGGAGGAAUGGACGAGAAGAGGAGAUACCAAGGGGGUUGUCCCCUCUACAGUAGGA
Molecule: messenger RNA, 2484 nt
Organism: Closterium sp. NIES-67
Lineage: Eukaryota; Viridiplantae; Streptophyta; Zygnematophyceae; Desmidiales; Closteriaceae
Source: the annotation of a GenBank genome assembly